AAAUGAAGGGGACAGUGUGUUUUUUUAUUUGGACGUAUUUCGUGGCGUCGGGGAUCGCUUUUGUCGCCGGUAUAGGCUCGGCGGAUCCUGACGAUUUUCGAAAAAUGACCGCCCCAUCGAGGAAGAAAUGUAUCAAAGAGACCAAGACUACUAUUCAGGCUAUCGAAGAUGCCGAGUACGGGGAAUUCCCCGAAGACGAUGAGAAAUUAAAGUGCUACUUCAAAUGCGUCCUGGGGAAAUUUAACAUAAUGGAUAACAGUGGCAAGAUAAAAUACAAUAUGUUGAAAAAGGUGAUACCUGAACCUUACAAAGAAGUGGCCUUCGAUAGCUGCGCCAAUCCUACUGGGAAAGAUAACUGCAACAAAGCCUACAACUUUAUGAAGUGCUUGUACUUCGCUAAUCCCAUGGGCGAAUAUAAUAUUAAUCUUCCACGAUCGCUCAAGAGGAGUUUCGUGUUUUACGCGACCAAAUAG
Molecule: messenger RNA, 473 nt
Organism: Colletes gigas
Lineage: Eukaryota; Metazoa; Arthropoda; Insecta; Hymenoptera; Colletidae
Gene: Obp11
Product: general odorant-binding protein 83a-like
Exons: 6
Coding region: 3-473 (156 amino acids)
Biological process (GO): sensory perception of smell
Molecular function (GO): odorant binding
Source: RefSeq, a predicted model, not a curated record